ACCGAGAGAGGAAAAGGACAGGGCCAGGUUUCCUCCAAACAACAUUUUGAUGACGCUAGCAGGGGCAGGACUGGUUUGGAUGGGAUGGACGGGGUUCAACGGUGGAGCACCUUACGCCGCCAGCACAGACGCAUCUCUAGCCGCACUGAACACGCACGUAUGUGCUGCUACAAGCUUGCUCACUUGGAUCACACUCGACACCUUCAUCUUUGGCAAACCUUCUGUCAUUGGUGCUGUACAAGGCAUCAUCACUGGCCUUGUUUGCAUCACUCCUGCUGCUGGAGUGGUGCAAUGCUGGGCAGCCAUACUGAUGGGCAUAAUCUCAGGAAGUGUUCCCUGGUACACGAUGAUGGUCCUCCAUGACAAGAUCAAGCUACUGAGACAUGUAGACGACACAAUGGGCAUGUUUCAUACUCACGCCAUUGCUGGAAGCUUGGGUGGCAUUCUCACAGGCUUUUUCGCAGUACCCAAAUUGAGUCGCCUUUUUUACAUGGUUCCCGACUGGGACAAAUACAUUGGCCUUGCUUAUGGCCUCCAGAGUGGCCGAACUUCUGCUGGCUUUCGACAAAUGGCGGUUCAACUUGCAGGAGUUGCUUUCAUUGUGUGUCUCAACAUUGUUAGCACGAGUUUGAUUUGUUUGUUCAUCAAGUUGAUCGUUCCGCUUAGAAUGAGUGAUGAGGAAUUGAAAAUUGGAGAUGAUGAGAUACAUGGAGAGCAAGCUUAUGCAUUGUGGGCUGAUGGGUGGAGGUUUGAGAAUUCCAAGCAUAAUUCUGUUUACGAUGCUGAAGAGUUUCCAUCAUCAGUUAUGGAAAAGACUCCCAGACAUGAUCUGCAAAUGGUUUGAUACUUCCUUCAGUAAAAUGUUGCCAUCAUCACUGACUAAAAAAAUUAAAAAAAUAAAAAUAAAAAAGAAACCAUAGUUCCUUAAUCUCAAAAUACUGUACUACUCGAAAACUAGUCUAUUUUCCUUCCAUGAUGAUCUCAUUUAUAAAUACAUGUAGGCAGGG
This is a messenger RNA of Camellia sinensis, 1007 nucleotides long. The record is from RefSeq and is a predicted model, not a curated record. Lineage: Eukaryota; Viridiplantae; Streptophyta; Magnoliopsida; Ericales; Theaceae.